Molecule: messenger RNA, 1538 nt
Organism: Cottoperca gobio
Lineage: Eukaryota; Metazoa; Chordata; Actinopteri; Perciformes; Bovichtidae
Gene: birc7
Product: baculoviral IAP repeat containing 7
Exons: 7
Coding region: 164-1408 (414 amino acids)
Biological process (GO): negative regulation of apoptotic process; positive regulation of protein ubiquitination; regulation of cell cycle
Cellular component (GO): cytoplasm; nucleus
Molecular function (GO): cysteine-type endopeptidase inhibitor activity involved in apoptotic process; ubiquitin protein ligase activity
Source: RefSeq, a predicted model, not a curated record
CAUUCAUUCAAGGAUCAAUGAGCAUACAUUCUGGCAUUUGGUGGCUUUUCUGGAAAGCAGUCUCCUGUAGGCCGCUGUGCAGGCCCCCACAGCUGAUCAUAUUAGUUCAGCUGCUGUGCUGCACUCACCUUCAGUGCGCGCACCACUAUGGACCGCAAAAGGGAUGACUGGCACAGGACAAGAAGAGAAAGGAAAACCUACAUGCCACAGAAUGAUGGAUGACAGGAGUACUACGCUGCACAUCCUCGAGGAGCCUCAGAUGCGAAGAGAAGGGGAGAGACUUCGAACUUUUCAGAACUGGUCAGCAGAUGAACCUGUCACAUCUGGAGACCUGGCCAAGGCGGGCUUCUUCUUUCUAGGCCCCGGGGAUAAAGUCCAAUGUUUCUGCUGUGGAGGGAUUUUAAGAUGUUGGGUACAUGGGGACAGCCCGGACACCGAGCACAAGAGGCAUUUCCCAACUUGCAGUUUCAUUCUGGGUCGAGCUGUGGGAAAUAUUCCUCUCCAAGUUGGAUCCUCCGACUCUGUGGACGGCCAGCUGUUGAGUCAACUGCAGAGGAUGACGAUGGAUGAACAGGGGACAGCUGGACAAGCGGUCUACCCAGAGAUGGAGGCGCAGGAUUCCCGGCUCACCACUUUCCACAACUGGCCAACAGAUGCCUCAGUUCAGCCAGAUGUUCUCGCCAGAGCAGGAUUUUUCUACACAGGUCACGGUGACAAUGUCAAAUGCUUCUACUGUGACGGAGGGCUGAGGAACUGGGAGGCAGGAGACGACCCCUGGCAGGAGCAUGCCAAGUGGUUUCCACGAUGUGAGUUUUUAAUCCAGGCAAGAGGACAGGAGUACAUCAGCAACAUACAGGAUGCUCAUUUCCAUCUGGGUGAGACUGUGGUUGGAUCACAGACUUCCACAGGCAGAGACAUCGGAUCCAGAAACGAUGUGGUCGGAGGUCUGGCAGCUUCCUCAGCCAUGCUCUCCCCUGUGGUGCAGACUGUGCUGCAGAUGGGCUUUGAAGCCAACCUGGUGGAGAGUCUGGUGCAGACCAAGUACCUUCUGACAGGUCAGCACUACACUUCUGUGUCUGACCUGGUCACUGACAUACUGCAGGCGGAGCAGGAGGACAGACAGAGGGGACCACAGAGCAGAGAUCCAGAUACGAGGCAGGGCUCCAGUGCUGGAAGUGUGAGGACACACACACCCAUCAGAGAGAAAGUGAUGGACCCGAACCCAGAGGAGCUGCUGAGGCAGCUGCAGGAGGAGAGGACAUGCAAGGUGUGCAUGGACAAACUGGUGUCUAUCGUCUUCAUCCCCUGUGGUCAUUUGGUGGUGUGUAGUGACUGCGCUGCCAGCCUGCGUCACUGCCCCAUCUGCAGAGCUGUGAUCAGAGGCAGCGUUCGUGCUUUCAUGUCCUAAGGCUGUAGUGAGAAAACGCUGUUGUACAGGUGUUGCAUGAGUGGCCUUGAGUUCCCCUCUGUACUCAUUUGACAUACUACUGCCAAAAAUAAAGAGAAUUUCGAUUUUCUUUAAGAGUUUUCAGAUUAUG